Molecule: messenger RNA, 1615 nt
Organism: Quercus robur (English oak)
Lineage: Eukaryota; Viridiplantae; Streptophyta; Magnoliopsida; Fagales; Fagaceae
Product: dnaJ protein ERDJ3B
Exons: 10
Coding region: 308-1345 (345 amino acids)
Biological process (GO): protein refolding
Cellular component (GO): cytoplasm
Molecular function (GO): Hsp70 protein binding
Source: RefSeq, a predicted model, not a curated record
AGGAAACCACAAACAAAAAAAGGAACCAGCCACGUGGCCAAAACUCAUUGGCGGAAACACCCUUAAGCCCUCCCCUCAUUGGCCAGUUUUAGCAAGAACACGUUGCAAAUCGUAGUCACUACUAAACUAACCCCCAGUCAAUUUUUUUGUUUUUUGAUUUUUGAGUUUCAGAGAGUCUUCUGCGAUUCCCAUUUCCUUGGUCCCCAAUUCCACACACACACACAGAGCCAAUAUUGUUCCUCGCCAAAAGAUCUGAAACCACAAAAAUCCCUAAACAUUAAUUAAAAUUUUUGUUUGGUCCCUAUCUAUGGCGCAUCGAAGAACAACAAAGCUCUUGUUCCUCCUUUGCUCUCUGUGCUACGCUCUCUCCGCCAUUGCAGGGAAGAGCUACUAUGAUGUACUGCAAGUGCCACGUGGCGCAUCGGACGAUCAGAUCAAGAGGGCGUAUAGGAAGCUAGCGCUCAAGUACCACCCGGACAAGAACCCAGGCAAUGAGGAAGCUAAUAAGCGAUUUGCCGACAUUAACAACGCGUACGAGGUGUUAUCGGAUAGCGAGAAGAGGAAUAUAUAUGAUAGGUAUGGAGAAGAUGGACUGAAACAACACGCAGCUAGUGGUGGAGGCAGAGGUGGUGGAAUGAAUAUGCAAGACAUUUUUAGCCAGUUUUUUGGUGGAGGCCAAAUGGAAGAGGAAGAGAGAAUUGCGAAAGGCGAUGAUGUGAUUGUUGAACUUGAUGCAAGUUUGGAAGAUCUGUACCUGGGAGGUUCAGUGAAGGUUUGGAGAGAGAAAAACAUUUUAAAGCCUGCCCCGGGCAAGAGACGCUGUAACUGUAGAAAUGAGGUUUAUCACAAGCAGAUUGGUCCAGGGAUGUUCCAACAGAUGACCGAGCAGGUCUGUGAACAGUGCCCAAAUGUCAAAUAUGAACGGGAGGGAUACUUCGUCACUGUUGAUAUUGAGAAAGGGAUGCAGGAUGGGCAAGAGGUUGUAUUUUAUGAAGAUGGUGAGCCUAUAAUAGAUGGAGAAGCUGGAGAUUUAAAGUUUCGUAUCCGCACAGCACCCCAUGAUCGGUUCAGACGGGAAGGCAAUGACUUGCACGCUACUAUCACUAUUACACUGGUUCAAGCUUUGGUUGGUUUUGAGAAGACAAUCAAACAUCUUGAUGACCGUUUGGUGGACAUCGGCACAAAGGGAAUUACUAAGCCAAAGGAAGUGAGAAAGUUCAAAGGGGAGGGGAUGCCAUUGCAUUUUAGCACAAAGAAAGGGGAUCUUUAUGUCCAAUUUGAGGUUCUAUUCCCAACCUCUCUAACAGAGGACCAGAAAACACAGAUUAAGGCAGUUCUUGGUUAGGGUAUAGGUGAAAUGUUUUUGUUUGGGUUCGAAAUUGUACCCAUUGUAACAUGAGGAUGUUCUUAUAGAGAAUUCAACGAACCCUGAGGUUUCUCCUUUUCUUUUUUUAACUCUCUCUCUCUUCAUUUAAGUAGUAUUUUUCUAAGGUGUUUUAGCUGUAAUCAUUUUGAAGCCACUUGGAUAAUAUUUUUUCCUCAUUGGCGGUCUAGUUUCUCCCAUGUUUAAGGAGAACUACAAUAGAAAUUGAAGAGUAUUAAAUUUACUGAUAAA